This is a messenger RNA of Asterias rubens (European starfish), 4884 nucleotides long. RefSeq lists its product as uncharacterized. The transcript has a single exon. Lineage: Eukaryota; Metazoa; Echinodermata; Asteroidea; Forcipulatida; Asteriidae. The record is from RefSeq and is a predicted model, not a curated record. The coding region runs from base 790 to 2889 and encodes 699 amino acids.
UAUCAAGGACCAAGCCUCGUUGGGUUUAAAAUGUGGUAACUUACUCGUUUUGGUAAUAUUUUUGUUUUUGUUGAAGAGUUAUUGAGAUAUGGUUGUAAAAUGAAAACACUUUAACAAGAAUACACAGGAAAACAAUAUUGGAAAAAUAACAGCUUGAAAAACAACACCACUUCUAAAUACUCCAUCUAAGAAAGUUAAAACAACUGGAUUUUCCGGUUUCUGCUUGUGUCCAAAUGUUGCCAGAAACGCAUCAAAACCAAAUUCAGUUUUCCCCGGGCUAAGGCAAUAUUUUCUUGGGAGAUGAGCAAAACCAGGAUAUUAGUUCAGAUAUUUCCGCUGGGGUCGAGGGAGAAAGAUCGCAGAAUUCAAAUAGAAAUAGAUGUAUGUCACCUAUAAGCACGGGACCAGUGACUGUUACCAUACGAAACCUUAACCAGUACACCGGACAGAAAUCAGAAUCAUUUCACUACUGACUUUCCUCAAAACAACCCGAAGCAGCAGUUACGAAGAUGUCUUUUUUGUGACUUCAUCUACUCCAGCAGUUUAAUUAACAGCAUAGACUUUUGAAGACUGUAAAAUAAUUUCCCCCAACGUGUUGUUGUUGUUUACAUCGCGCAUCAUUCCUGACACAAUGUUCAACGCCUGUUUGAAAAUGAUGAAGGCAUGAUACAACCAAUCCAAAGCUCAACACUUGCCCAAGAUCGCCGUAGUUGGAAGAAGCUUGUAGUCGCCUGCUCCACAGAUGAAGCAUAAUAAGGAGCACCAUUGAGUAACUUGAAGAAAGUUACAAUGUUUCUCAUUUUCCUUCUUAUUGUGUCAGUGUGUGGAUCUCGCAGUUUCUUCAAGGACAACCCAUCAGACACCGUCGCCAUACUAGGACAAACUAUUACAUUAAACUGCACUCUCGAGAAUAAAGACUUCAUCUCAAUUAAUAGCUACAACCUCGUAUGGAUCUAUAGCAAUGUUGAAGCAUUUAACUCAGUUGACUUGGUGAUAAGAGAUGGACACGACAUGUACACCGUAUCAUCUAGCGAUCUUACAUGGUUUCUGCAUAUUGCAAACAGUCAAACAAAACACAGUGGAUACUACAGCUGCUACGUCUACAAAGUUAACACAAACCAACCCUGCUCAGAGCUCUCCAACUCGGCCAAAGUUACCAUUGUUUCAUCAUUUAAUACGUCCGUUACACCAGACCAUCAGCAAAAGACAGUAGGACAAUCGGUUACUUUUACCUGCGGAACAAACCCAGUACCUAUAUCCAAUAUGACAUUCUUUUGGUUUAGAUAUAUAAAUGAAUCAUGGAACAGCCUACCUAGUGAAAGGUGUAACUUAUCUGCAACUGGAAAUGCGGUCACCAUUUCGGAGUUAAAUCAAAGUGACAAUGGAACAUAUUACGCGUGUAAAGUGUACAGGAAUAAGUCAUAUUUCACAACGUACAGUAAAGGAGGUUAUUUGAUCGUUAACGCACAACCAGAUGCCGUCAUUAAACCCAACACAUCUCAAGAAACUCAAAGCUCAACCACAGUAGAUAAACAUCCACCAAGAGACAAUUUUGAACCAAUCUCUCCACAACCGAACGACUCCAUAGAAACUGGUUUUACACCAUCUCCCCAAUCGGCCACGUUGAAUACACAAACAUAUCUUGAUGACGUCACAGAGUCAACCCCAUCUCAAGAAACUCAAAGCUCAACCACAGUAGAUAAAUAUUCACCAAGAGACAAUUUUGAACCAAUCUCUCCACAACCGAACGAUUCCAUAGAAACUGGUUCUACACAAUCUCCCAAAUCCGUCACGGAUAAUACGAAUGUAGAUCUUGAUGACGUCACAGAACCCACCCCAUCUCAAGAAACUAAAGUUUCAUCCACAGUAGAUAAAUAUUCACCAAGAGACAAUCAUGACCCGAUCUCCCCACAACCAAACGACUCCAUUGGAACUGUUUCUACACCAUUUCUUCUAUCGGUCACAGUGAAUAACGAUUUAGAUUCUGAUGACGUCACAGAAUCCAAUGAUUCAGAUUUAGAUCUUAGUUUCAGCACACCUUCCCUUGAUUCAGAAUUAGAUUUUGAUGACGUCAUACCUAACGAUGAUUCUAAUGGUUCUGUAAUCAUCCCAAUCAUGGCAGCUUUAAUUACUGUCGUCAUUCUUCUUAUCAUCUCUUCCCUCUGCUUCUUUAUGUUUGGAGGGAAAACUAAAUCAAAGUCUAAGACUAGCAAGGAAACUCGUAGACAACCAAAUCGCGAAGCAGAAGACAAUAUUAGAGAAGAAGAAACAGAACUUCACGGUCAGAUAUCCCCUUCCGGAGAUAACUUGACCCUAGGCUCAGAGGAAGGGUCACCUGAGACCACAGUGGAAGCAGUUAUCAUAGAAGUAACAUCAGAUUUAGACCAACAGAGUGAACAGACAGAGGCAAGUCAUGACCAGGACAUCGUGGACAAACUACAGUCAACUAGAACCGGUGGAUCAGUCAAGGAUGGGGAGAAACGUAUAGAUAAACAGAUUCAACCCGAGUCAAUGUAUGCUGUGGUGGAUAAAAGUCACGCCAAAAGCAAGACAUUUGGCGCCAUUUCCAGUGAAAGUUCGUCACUACAUGAUCAGGACAAACCUCUGUCCACUGAUGAAACUGCUGGACCAGUCAACGAUGUGGAGAAACGUAAAGAUAAACAGAUUCAUCUUGAGUCCAUGUAUGCUGUGGUGGAUAAAGGUCGCGUCAGAGGUAAGACAAUGGGCUCUAUUGUCAGUGUGGAAGCUUCUUUAAACAUUUCCGGAGUUUGGGAGAGGGAAUCGAAGAUGAAUACCGGGAUUGACAAACAGAAGUUGACCGUCACUUCUGAGGAUUUGCCGGUAUCAGGCGCGUCGCGUCUGAGCGUCAGAAACCAACCGUCGCCGUGAAUGCUUUGCCGGUACCAGAACGCUUCGCGUCCGGUCAGAAACCCCCUCGCGUCAUUCCGUACCAUCUCUCCAAACGCCGAGCCAGCACCAUGAUCCACCAAGCCUAGGCCGGGCUAGAGCAGACGGCAGACCGUGGCGAGGACGGUCUCGUCAAGGAUGACCCAAGACAGAGGAUUGUGGAAGGUCUGAUCUACGCUGACUUGAAUCUAUCGCAAGGAUCGGCAAGAAUCAUCAACACGGAGGAGGAGACGGUUUAUAAUGACAUUGGACACAAGAACUAGACUGUGGGGUAAGCUGGGGGGGGGGUACAGGCCACGCCCACACCGACAACUAAACCGUGAAAUUGUGUCGAUACAAGAUUUGAAUUAUUUGGGAUUAACCAAUAUUAAGAAAGAAAAAAAAACACGUUAAAACAAAAUUCCCUAAAAAACAAACCCAAAAAUGCCAGCAAGAAACACACAGAAAAGUACAGACACAACCAGAAACAGAAAGGAAACGAACAACAAACCCAAGCAAACAACACCACCAAACAUGUUUUGCUCAUUUCAAGACUAUUUGUUCAGUGCUUUUUUAAAGUUUAUCAUCGUCUUACUUGCAGGCUGCAUGGGGUUCAUUAUUUGUACCAUUACAAACCAUAUUGUUACAAAACAACCAAAGGAUCCCUGUAAAUAAAAUACAAAAAUUCUUAAUGUUUUUAUUAUCGUGACGAGUGUUGUAAACGCACCGUAAACAGAUUUCCAGAUCAUUGGAAGUACAUGUGAACCCGGAAAUAGUAAAUAAUAUUAAGUAAAGACACUUUUUCAGAAAAGUAUCUUGAAUAGACAUUAUUUAUUCAGAACAUAAAUCACAGAAUGUAUAUAAUUAUGAAUAAUGUUGAAUCAGGAAGUGCAUGUGAUAAAAUAACAAUAAUUGCAAAAAUAACCAAGACGAUUUGUUGUUUUAUUUAUGUCAGUCUGACAUACUUUUGUACUGAGUAAUGUGUUAUGUGUAACUGUUCAAGAUGUUCGGACGUGUAUGUAGAAAGUUCUAUUAAUCUUAUCACAGAAUGUUUUCAAGAUUCUUACGAAAAUGGUAGACCAGAGAGGGGAAAAGAAAAUGUAUCCUUUAAAUACAUUUGUAUUUCUACACAGUUAUAUCAAACGCAAAACUCAAAACAAAUAUUUUAGUACAAAAUUAAAUUAGUUAUAUUUACGAAAUGGUUAUGUAAGUUUAUCAAAUUGGAAGAAUGGAUGCAGCUUUUGGUCUAAACCGGACUAACCGGUCUAAACCGGAUUUUCACAAUGACGUGGUAGUUUUAUUACACACAGUUAUAUCAAACGCAAAACUAAAAACAAAAAUUUUAAAACUUAGUACAAAGUUGCAUUUAUUCAGUCACCUUUAUCACCUGAUAAAACAUAAUCAAAAAAGCCCUCAAAUUAUAAGGAAUUUAACUUCAACGUUAUUAAAUAAGUUAUAUUUAUGAAAUGGUUAUGUAAAUUUAUCAAUUCGGAAGAAUGGAUGCAGCUUUUGGUAAAAUGUAAAAAUUUUUUAAUAGGGUUUUAAUUUGAAUCGAGUAGCAGAACUUAAUUAUAUCGGUAUUUAAUCAGUAAACUCAGAAGGGAUUAUUUUGUAAUUAGCAGUUCAAAACCGCCCGCAUAUACUUGAAAUUAAUGGGUGGAAAGUGUGUCACGUGUCAUCCUUUUUGCCACCUACAAUGCUGUGACACUGUCAGAGUAAAGCAAUUAUUGAAUAGGAUAAACAUUUUGUUUUUGUAUUGUCACAGAACACAUAAGUCCGAAUAAUACUUCCUGUGAAUGCGAAUGAGAUGAACAUUUGACGUCUGCUUUCGCAGGAGUUGCCCCCUCUUAAUACUUCCGAAAUGGAAAUUGUAAUUGGCAAAUAUCAUAGUCUUUACGCAGAACGUUGUAACUUGCCCUUCUUUUUGUAAGCAGACAAAUAAAUAAAUAACAAUAAUACAAAAAUGCUCGAAUUUGUUUGAGUUUUAUCUGCGUAUAA